Molecule: messenger RNA, 759 nt
Organism: Torulaspora globosa
Lineage: Eukaryota; Fungi; Ascomycota; Saccharomycetes; Saccharomycetales; Saccharomycetaceae
Gene: GIR2
Product: Gir2p
Exons: 1
Coding region: 1-759 (252 amino acids)
Biological process (GO): cytoplasmic translation
Molecular function (GO): protein binding
Source: RefSeq, a predicted model, not a curated record
AUGGACUACCGCGGUGAGCAGGAGCAAGAGUUGGAAGUGUUGGAGUCUAUCUAUCCGGAUGAGCUGAAAGUAUUGAAUCGGAACUAUCCAGGCGUGAAAUUCAAGGUAGAGGUGCGGUUGGAACCGCAAUUGGAGGAUGCCAAUGGGCUGACCACGGAACAUACGAUGUGUCUGGAGUUCGAGCUGCCGGAGAGGUACCCUGAUGAAGCUCCAGUGAUAGGAAUCAAGGCGGUGGAAACGCGGCCAGACGAGCAAGACGAGGAAGAGAGCGAGGAAGAGUUCGACGAUCACGGGAACAAGGUGGUCAGAAAACUGCAGAGUCUGCCGGAUCAGAUACACUUCGAUGGGUUCGUGCCGGAGCUGUCGGUGCUGCUGGAGGAGCAGAUCGACAACGAUUUGCUGCUUGGCAUGCAGAUGUGCUUUACGUUGAUCUCGUCGGUGAAGGAGCUGUGCGAGACGUGGUUCGUGGAGCAGCUGGGGAAGCUGGAGAGACAGCAUGAGCUGGAGCUGCAGGCGCGCGAGAGGGAGGAGCAGAAGAAGUUCCGGGGCACCAAGGUGACCCGCGAGUCGUUCCUGGAGUGGCGAGCCAAGUUCAGAAAGGAGCUGGGCAUCGAUCAGCGGGACGAGAAGAGGCGACUGGAAGCACAUCACGGUAGGAUGACCGGACGUACCAUCUUUGAGCGCGGUCUUGCCGGCGACGACGAGGAGAACGAAGAAUCGCUAGAGAGCGCAGUGACCGACAAGUUGAGAAAACUAUGA